GUGAACUGCGCGUGCGGCUAGAACUCCGGUGCUCUGAUUGGGGAUUUAGAAGAGAAUCACACAUGCGCGUAGAACUCCGGCGUCCUGACCGGGGGGGGGGACGUGAAGUGAACCGCGCAUGCGCAUAGAAUUCCGGCUCUGUGACUUGGUGGAUGUAAAGUGACUCGGAGCCGCGCGUGCGCACUCUGCCCUCAGCCUGCGGAAGGGGCUGUGCCGAAUUGACCGGUUGGGAAGCGGCGGGAGAGCAGUCUGUGGGGUGCGGCUGUUGCCAUGGCAACGAGGGUUGCUGCUGGUUAGACUUCUGGAACAAGAGCCGAACUGUUUGCUGUGAGCGGCUAACAAGAGUUCUCCGAAGAGAUCGCUGUCUGGAGCUGAGAUUCUGCUGGUGACGGCGUCCUUGUCCACUCCAUCUACUUCCACAUGAAGAAGAAACCCCUUGACACUCAGGCGGCAGCGUCUGCUGACAGCAAACCUGCUGCUUGUGCGAAGAAGAAGGUCUCCAUUUCAGCAAAGAGGCUUCGGGAAAUAGCUCCUCCCCGUCGCCUGGAACGCCCUGCGCUGACUAAGGAUGAGGGAGCCUAUGUCCCACCAGCAUUGGUGGCAAACAAACCUGAACCUCGUAAGCUGACAACAGAAACAUCUGAAGAUGAAGCAGAAGGUGAUCCAAGCAAAUAUUUUGCCAGAGGGUCAGAACAGUUGCCAUUUCCUGGAAAAGAUGGACAAGACUCACAGGCAACUCCAGAGGCUUAUUGCCCUGAAAAUACAGUACAUGUUCCUUCAGAAAUGAAAGAAGCAGCAGCUAAACAAAAAGCAGCAGACAUUUUUGUCUCCCAUUAUGAUGCUGGACAGAAGGAGGCUGUAAGAGCUGUAUUCAAGCAGCGAAUUCAAAAUGCUCCGGUGUUUAAAGAGGUGAAGGUACAGCUUCUAGAUAACACGUGGCCAGACAAAAAGGACAAUCCUAAGUCAACAUGUAGUGAGAUGGAUUCAGCAACUACGAUUGCCGCCGCCACAGCAGCAGCCAUUGCUUCUACAGCUCCACUUCUCAAACAUCUGUUCCACAUCUGUGUGUGUGGAUUUGUGACUCUCGAACAACCUUUACAAAAGAUCCAGAACUCUUUGUGGUUCUGUGGAAAAAGGUCCCUUCAAAGCAGCUCACUUCAUGGUGUCCCAUUCCUGCCACAGUUGGACCUUGGCCACCACCUCUCUACACACAUGCAAGUCCAAGCAAUCUAUUCAGGAGGUGCCAGUGAUGACAUUCAAAGUCCUAAACAACUUGGCACCUCAGUACUUAAAGGAGUCCCUCUCCUCGCACAUGCCUGCCCAAGGAAUGAGAUCCACUGGAGGGCCCUCCCACUGCUGAAGACAAUACAGGUCCAAAGUGACUUGGAAGCAAAAGUGAGCUCUGUAUCCGAAAUACUGAAUAAGUUACAGGAGACAGACAGACAACUGCAGCAUGUGGCAGAACAGCAAGCAACUGUAAAGGCUCAACAGAGUAAUAAGUCCCCUUGCCACCAGAGGGUUGGCGAGCUUGAGAAGCAAAUGAACCUAUUUAUGGAACAGCGAAUUCAGCAUCUGGAAAACUUGCAGCAGCAGCAAAUGAAUAUUCAGUCCCAAUUAAUUAGUUCUGCAUUGAAUUCUGGUGGCUUCCAAGCUGCCAGCACAGCACCUUCCAAAGAAACGACAAAAAAUGCUGCAAAGCCAGGAAGAUCACUUGCCACUCAAACCUCAACUCAACAGGAUUUAUUUUCUGCUUGUGCUGUGCAUACACAAGCCUGUUCAAGACACUUUGGAAACCAUAAUGUCCAUAGGCAGAAGUCCCCUCUAAACACACCAGCACCACGGCGCUAUGCUCCUGUGCCAGUAUCCAGAGAUGCUAAAAUCUCUCAAAAAAUGUCCAAGAGAGAACAACCUGUUGGAGAAAAAGAAAAUGUGCAUCAGUCAGCUUAUGGAAGAACUUUGGGAGGAGGAAAACUGCUAGAACAGAUUUUGAAUUCUCAAGAAACUCCCUUAAGACAGGAUCCAAUGAAAAGCAAUACAGUGCUGUGGCCUUUUGAAAGAGAGUGCAGAUCCAAUGUUCAGCAGCCAGAGCCCAUCCAUGCCUUUAAAAGCACAGAUCAAAAUUCCAAUCCAAUUGAGAGAACUGUUAAGAAAGCAGAUGAUGUGCUCCGUGAUCUGGGACAGCUGAAGAGGGAAAUGCAUGACAUCUUGCAGGAUGCAAAGGAUUGGAAAUCAGACAUGAAUAGGAUUAUGAAGACCACGCCAAACCUGGGAGAAGCAGUCCAAGUGAAAGAUCACCUACAGCAACCUCAGUCUUCACAUUCACUGUGGCCAUCAUCAGAGGCUCUUAUCCCCAUGCCUCCACCAGCUGAGCAAAAAGAUCCUGUUGCUCCAACGCUUCUUGAGCUUCAGCAGCUUUCCAAGUCAUCCAUUCUUCAAUCAACCAAGGCAUCAAAAUCCAUACUGAGAGAUGCUGAAAAGAUCCUGAGAGCCGUGCAGAAGAAUAAGAAGCUCCUGGAAGAAAACCUGGAAGCCAUUAUUCGUGCCAAGGAUGGCAAUGCCUUACAUGCCUUCAUAGAUGAGCUGACAGCAGACAGAGAUGUGCUGGAGGAGAUACGGAUCAGAAAGACUGUGGAUGAAUGGAUCAAGACUAUCAGCAUGGAAAUCCAGGAUGAAAUGGGAAGGACAGACUGCCUCAAGAGGCAACAAGCCACCAAGAUGACGAAAGCCAGCAGAGAAAUGAAUGGAAAAUCUCAAUAUCCUCCAAGAAUACCAACAAAAAGGCCUGUGCCUGCAACAAGACCCAUUCAAAAGCUCACAGAUAUGGGGUUUCUGAAAACAAGGAUGGGGUUACCACAUGAAGAGUUUCUCUCUCAGGUUUAUGGCAGGCCGAUUUACCAGGGUCACAGGAGCACACUUAAAAAAUCUCCAUAUCUCAGGUUCAACUCGCCCCCUCCCAAAUCAAAACCUCCAAGACCUAAACUGAUAGAAAGUGUUAAAGGUACAAAAGUUAAGUCAGCGAGGACACAAACCAACUACUCUGUGCAUAGCAAAGUUGCUAGUCCUGAAAGGCCACACCUAGCAUCUGCUCCUCAUCAAGAACUCCAGUAUCUCUUCAGCCCCAAUAAAGAGGCACCCAGUACCUCUGGUCCUCUUGAGGGUCAUCUGAUUCCAAUGGCUAUUCCACUAGGCCAAAAACAGAUCAACGGCAUUUCGCCUCAACCUUCAGGCAUAAGUAUAGGUGAAUUCCAUCCUGUUACUGUGACAACCUCUGUUCCUCCUCCCCCUCCUAAUCUACAAAAACCACAACUGAAUGUUAAGAAGCCCAAUAUUGCAGUGAUACACAUGAAAUCAGAGAAAAAGGAUCCUCCCAAACUGACUCUGCAGGUGCUACCAAAUGUUGAUAUUGACAGUAUUUUUAGUGACCGUUCAAGUGUAAGCCAAGAUUCUUUAACAUCCUUUCCUACAAAGGGUAUGAUACAGGCCUCUCCAGACGGUAGUCAGCUCCAUGAUGAAGAACUAAAACUUCCUGGUGCUCAUUUUGAUGUCACUGAUGUCAGUCAGGAUGAAGAAGAUGAGGAUAUUGACAUCCCAGAAUUUGUAGAACCAGUUCUAGAGUUCAACAGACGAGGAGAAAGAGAAUCCCCCAAAUAUAAUGGCCCCCCAUUUCCACCAGCUGCUCCUCCUCCUCCUCAAGUCUCUUCCGAUGUUCUGGAUGAGAUCAUAGAAAAACAGGAGACCCUGGAAAACAAACUGGUUGACUGGGUGGAGCAAGAAGUAAUGGCGCGAAUCAUCAAUGGGAUGUAUCCAACACAGAAAGAGGCAGUGCCCAACAUAAACUCUUCAGAGAGUGAGCACAGUCUAUCUGUGUCAUCGGAUAUUGUUGAAGCUGCAGGUACUGCUGGCUUUCAGUUGUUUGUGGACGCUGGCAUCCCAGUGGAUUCAGAAAUGAUUCGACGAUUUGUGAAUGAGGCACUUGCUGAGACAGUGGCUACCAUGCUUGGAGACAGAGAGACCCACAAAGCAACUUCUGUUCCAGUCAUUCCUCCAACAGUGUUACCAGAAAAGGAAACUGCAUUAUCUACUCCUCUGGUCACGCCUGAAGCCACACCACCUCAGUCACCACCACCUUUAAAUGAACCAUUUCCAGUAAAAACCCCAGAGUCCUCUCUAUCGGUGACUGAAAUGGAUGGAAAUGCUGGUGAACAGCCACUAAGAACAGGAGCAGGACUGGAGGCAGCUGUUGCUAGCCUGGUUCACACACCUGUAGUUACCCCUGUGACUACACCACCCAAAGUAGUUACACCAAGUCCUCCUGUAUCAGAACAUGUUCCAGACAUGGAAGCAAAAGGAAAACCAGCACCUCCGAACCCUUGGGAAGAUGCAGAGCUUCCUCUGGAAGAAGAAAAGCCCAGCCCACAGAGUGAGGAAGGUGCCUAUCAUCCAAGAGCUGUGAUCAUGUCUGUGGCUAAACAUGAAGAACCGGACAACUUGGUUUUGCCAGCUUCAGUGCUGACUGAGCCCCAUGAUCUACAGUCUCAGGAACCCAGGGCACAAUCUCCUUCAUUGCAUACCCCUAGUUCUGGCUCUUCAACAGAAGAAAGCAGUCCAACCACCACAGAAACAGAGACUGUGGACAGGCCAAUUUCAGAAGGAGAACUUUUGUGUAGUUACGGACAACUGCUAGCUGCAAAAGCUUUAGCAGAGGGAGGACUUUCUCUUCCAAACCUUAGCGACAGUUUGACCAACUCUCUUCAUGAUGCUCAAGAGAUGGAUUACGAUCCCCCCAGUGAAGGGCAAGUGCUGCGGAGACCUCACAAAGGAUACCACAGGGAUCUGGCCCUCUCUCUCUUUUCAAAAUUAAACCAAGCUCCACUUGCUUCUCAGGAAGAGAUCUGUGGAUCUGAGAAUACUGAUGACAGUGCUGGGGAACUCAGCGAGGGUCAGAGGCCAAGGCUGACAAGAACUGCUGAAACUAUCCUAAUGGGACAAUCUGUUUAUAUGGACCGGCCUGCCAGCCAGGCUCCUAGGCAGCCAAAUCACCAUAAGCCAUCACCUGGACAACAUGGCAGAGAAGCAGGAGAGGUUCUUGAAGAUGCUGAUGUUACUCAUGGACCAAUGAGCAUGGCUGAACUGGAUCAACCUGUUUCCCCAACAGCUUAUGGAGACAGCAGACUGGCAUCUCACUUGGACAGCACAUCCCUGCAGAAACACCAAGAGACACAACAGCCAAUGAAAUCCAGAGUCAUCUUUGUGAAACCCAGAUCUGAAAGCACAGAGCAGCAAGAUUUCCCAGGAAAUACUAAUCAUGCUCAGUUUGAACCCAGUGGAUAUUUUGCAUCAUUACUUCCAGUGGCAGAAACUGCACCACACCUGAGCAAGCUGCCUGAACCAGCAAAGAUGUCUGUGAUGGUGCCAUCUGUCAAUAUUGAUGAUGAGCUUCAGAGCUUCAGUUCUAUCCAUGGGAGUUCAGAUUCUUCUGGAGCAGAUACACUUUGAAGCAGUCUUCUGUGCACUUGUGCAUAGAAAAGCACAGGUGGGGAGAGGGAAACACCCCCAGCUGUUGGCUCAAAAUAAUGGACACGGCAGACAUUUUCUCCAGAACCAGUGGUUUGAUGCAGAAUCAGCUUGCUCUUCAUCAUAAAUGAUUGAUGUGUGCAUUUGUGUGAGUGUGUCUUGCAUGUGAACUUGUACAUUUUUUAAAAGAAACAAAUAAAAAAUAUAUAUUUUCUUUUUAAAA
This is a messenger RNA of Sceloporus undulatus (fence lizard), 5737 nucleotides long. Its product is annotated as KIAA0586 ortholog. Gene Ontology annotation, biological process: smoothened signaling pathway. NCBI's taxonomy places the organism in Eukaryota, Metazoa, Chordata, Lepidosauria, Squamata, Phrynosomatidae. Gene Ontology annotation, cellular component: ciliary basal body; centriole. The transcript has 36 exons. Bases 421 to 5496 code for a protein of 1691 amino acids. The record is from RefSeq and is a predicted model, not a curated record.